This is a messenger RNA of Ochotona princeps (American pika), 1665 nucleotides long. It is a transcript of the gene SYNC, whose product is annotated as syncoilin, intermediate filament protein. Gene Ontology annotation, biological process: intermediate filament-based process. Gene Ontology annotation, cellular component: sarcolemma; neuromuscular junction; Z disc. The record is from RefSeq and is a predicted model, not a curated record. NCBI's taxonomy places the organism in Eukaryota, Metazoa, Chordata, Mammalia, Lagomorpha, Ochotonidae. The transcript has 5 exons. The coding region runs from base 115 to 1551 and encodes 478 amino acids.
UGCGGGAUCCGGUGUCUGCUGCAGCUGGCAGUGCGGCGGACGAGGGCGCGCCGGGCGAGCGCCGCCGGGCCCGCUAUUAAUAACGCGGCCGCUCAGCCCCGGGGUCGCACAGCCAUGGCCAGCCCGGAGCCGGGGCGCGCUGGGGACGGCGCUGCCCAGGCCGCGAGGACAACAGGAGCAGGGGAGACUCCCGGAUCCCUCAACAAGACAGAGGCCUGGAACGCAGAAGCUUCUCUCUCCCUGAACCUAGGUUCCGUGAACCUAGAAGACAGUCUCUACCUGGGGGACUCGGUUGACUGGGAUGAACCCCUCCUUGGGGAAGACCCGGAGAAGCCAACGGCACCCCUGUUCAUUGAGGAGGCGCCUAAUGGAGAAGAGUCCACGGGCACAGAGACCGCCCUGCCUGUGGAGGGGACCCUGAGGCCCGACGAAGUGCAGCUGGCGGAGGUGCCGGUGGAGCCGGGAGAGAGGCCAACGCAGGCUGCAGAGGAAGCAGAGGCAGAAGCAGAGGUCACCGCUGAGGUAGAGCCCAGUUCCGAGGAGAGCGCGGCAGCCACGCAGCAGCCCAGGGGGGAGCAGAACCUGGGCGCGGAGGAGCUGGAGGUGUUGGAGCAGCGCUUCCAGGAGUGUGUGCAGGCGGUGGCCCAGCUGGAAGAGGAGAGAGACCAGCUCAUUCACGAGCUGGUGCUGCUCCGGGAACCAGCCCUGCGCGAGGUGCAGCAGGUGCACGGGGACAUUUUGGCCGCCUACAAGCUGCACGCGCAGGCCGAGCUGCAGCGGGACGGGCUCCGGGAGGAGGUGCGGCUGGUCAAGCAGAAGCUGUUCAAGGUGACUAAGGAGUGCGUGGCCUACCAGUACCAGCUGGAAUGCCGCCAGCAGGAUGUGGCGCAGUUUGCCGACUGUCAGCAGGUGCUGACCACGCGGGCGGCCCAGCUCUCGGAGGAGCUGGCGCAGCUCCGGGACACCCACCGAAAGCAGAAGGAGGAAUUGCGGCAACAGCUCGAGGCGCCCCCGAGCCAGAGCGACGGGCACUUCCUCCAGGAGAGCCGGCGGCUCUCAGCACGGUUUGAAAGUCUGAUGGCAGAGAGCCGCCAGGGCCUGGAGGAUGAGUACGAACCACAGCUGCUGCGGCUGCUGGAGAGGAAAGAAGCCGGGGCCAAGGCGCUGCGGCAAACGCAGGCCGAAAUCCAGGAGAUGAAGGAGGCUCUGCGGCCCCUGCAGGCCGAGGCCCGGCAGCUCCACCUGCAGAACAGGAGCCUGGAGGACCAGAUCGUGCUGGCGAGGCAGAAGCGAGACGAGGAGGUGCAGCAGUACCGGGAACAGCUGGAGGAAAUGGAGGAACGACAGAGGCAACUGAGGAGCGGAGUCCAACUCCAGCAGCAGAAGAACAAAGAGAUGGAGCAGCUAAGGACCAGCCUCGCCCAAGAGCUCUCAACUUACAAGGCUAUGCUCCCCAAGAGUCUGGAACAGGCUGCGGCUUCCACUUCUCAGGCAGGUGGGAUCCAGACACAUCCUCAAGGUGACCUUGACGGGCACAAAGGGGCUGUUUAGAACUGUACUGCAGAAUCUGUAAUCCAGAAACAACAGAUAAACUUUCUUAGCAAAGGAUCACCAAGUAUUCUUCUGGAUACACUCUUUUCCAAACAGACAUGUGAUUGUCAGACU